UCUUUCAGGUCUUUGGCCAAUCGGUAGCUGGGCUCCUCCCCUCGCUGGAAAUUUCGCCCUCCAGACCGGAGCGGUGCUCAUGGGGUCGCGCAGUUGAUACGUUCAAGUGGCUCGUCGACGACUCAUCGAGUGCCCGCGGGUCGCGUUGUCCGAGUGAUAUUUUCGCGUACACACAAACCAAGUGGACAAACCGAGAUAUUUCAGAGCAUCACUUAAGACAUUUUCCGACGGUUGGAAUAUCGUGUCCGGCUCAAAGUGUUUUUUUGAAUUUCGUUUGAUUUCAUUCGAUGAUCUACAUGGGAUUUUAACCCGUGUGAUCGACGCCCGAAAUUCAAAAGUAAAUAAAAUAACGUUUGUGGGUUCAAGUUAAUUUGCGGACUCUACACGAUGUCAGACAGCGAAAGCCCAAAACCGAUGGAAACGCAAUUUCAUCAUCACCACCCGAGGAUACCGCCGUCGUUGCUGGCCUGGUGCCCGACCAUAAUGCCGCCUUGGUGUUCAUUAUUGCCGGCUGCAUGGUGCAACCCUGCCGCCUUGAGGUCAGCUUUUCCAGGACUUUUGGAUAGCAUAAAGAUGCCUAGCAGUCAAACUCGUCCGUCUGGCUUCCACAUUUGUGACAUUUUGGAUUUGAACGACGGUAAAGUUAACUCUUCGGAUAACACAACGACUAAUUUAGGAUCCCACAUUGGUGCUCCUGAUAUGCAUAACGUGGGCGGCACCGGAUUUCAAUUUCCAAAUGUCCUGCAGUCCUCCACAGAUUUACUGCACCAUUGGCCAACAUCUCUCACUGAACUUAGAGGUUUUGGAUUGAGUCACGGUACUCAACAAGCUAGUCCAGAUAGUACAUCUCCUGGAGUUACUGACCUAACCGAUAAUUCAAGUACACCUAGUGGUCUAGCAGCCGAUACAUCGGUGAGUGUUGGAGGUCCAGGAUCUGGAGUAGGCGGUAAACAAGAAUCUUCUGAAGUGGAUGGAGAUGAAAUUAUGGAUGAUGAUUUUGACGACGAACCGGGCGCAGGAGGCGAUCCAGACCGUCGAGGUUCCGAUGGCACCGGUCACCCUUCAGACGGCGGCGCAAUCCACAAAAAACGGAAGCGUCGCGUACUUUUUAGCAAAGCUCAAACGUACGAGCUGGAACGCCGGUUUAGACAGCAAAGAUACUUGUCAGCGCCAGAACGUGAACAUUUAGCAUCCAUUAUCCGGCUUACUCCAACUCAGGUGAAAAUUUGGUUUCAAAAUCAUAGGUAUAAGACGAAAAGAGCCCAACAAGAGAAAGGCAUGCACGUAGAUCAUCAUGCAGCGGCUGCGGCCAACGCUCUGUCGUCGCCAAGACGAGUCGCCGUACCAGUGCUGGUCAGAGAUGGGAAGCCAUGUAACAGCCAAACAAAUGGUCCAAGUAAAACCGAACAAAUGGUAAUGUCUUCUUAUUCGCAUCCAUUAAUGCACAGUCAGACCCCGAGGACUUGGUGGUAGCCACGACUGUAACUCUUUCGUUUCUGAGCAUCCGUCAUCCAGUGUCUUCCCAGAGUAAAUUCUGAACUUUGUCGUAAAUACUCUAUCCAGUUGCAUUUUGGGUUACUUGUAAAAAGAACAGCCGCUACUAUCGUACGUAAACAAAACAUUGAUAAUCAAAUCAUAAUCUUAAAAAACUAUAGAAAAUAUCCGAUAUGUACCAAAAAUAGUUAUUCUUGAGCAAAUCUUUUAAAACUCUUACAUUUUUUAGAUAAUUCAGAUAUUCGUAAAAUAGUAUCCUUCCGUUUUGAGAUGAUUACCUUUUAAUUUAUAACAAUAUUCUAUUUAAUAAAUGUCUUGAGUAUUAUAGAAAUCAAAUUUAUUUAGUAAAUAAAAAAAAAAUUAUUAUAAUUUUUAUUAAUAUAAAAAAAAAAAAAUAAUGAAUGGUUA
Molecule: messenger RNA, 1902 nt
Organism: Daktulosphaira vitifoliae (grape phylloxera)
Lineage: Eukaryota; Metazoa; Arthropoda; Insecta; Hemiptera; Phylloxeridae
Product: homeobox protein vnd-like
Exons: 5
Coding region: 388-1473 (361 amino acids)
Biological process (GO): cell differentiation; regulation of transcription by RNA polymerase II
Cellular component (GO): nucleus
Molecular function (GO): DNA-binding transcription factor activity, RNA polymerase II-specific; RNA polymerase II cis-regulatory region sequence-specific DNA binding
Source: RefSeq, a predicted model, not a curated record